CCUGCUUGUGCUACUGCACACUCCUUAGUUACAACAGACCCAGAAAGUUGUAGCUUACAUUCUAAUAGAUAGCCUACAAUAGAUAUAUAUUUCUGGAAUGUUCAUUGAAAUUGCUGCAGGGUUUUUAUUUUAGCUAAUCAGACAUAUGAGGCAGACACACAGCCUACAUCAUCAUGUGGUUCACAUUGGUUGAGAGUUCAGAAGAGGGUGAGUAAAGAGAGAAACCUGAAGGGGGGAGGGUAAGCACCAGCUACUUAUAUUGUUUUUGAAGAAUCUGGGGGGAGGAAAGGGGCAGUUACCAAACAAUGGAUUUUUUAACACUUCUGAAACGUGAGCAAACUGAUUUCCUGUCUUGUAUUUUGUAGGUACUAGUCCUGGUGAGUCUAAUGGUGACAGAUGGGAGAACUGUGGCAUGCUUUGGACGCAGUUACGAGACCAGGAAUGAAAAGACGACUGAGCAACUACUGUGCUGUACAUCAGUGGAACGAGGAGGAGAGCCAUUGGAAACACCUUCGAGGCAACAGAAAAGUAAAUGAAUGGCCCAAAAUGGAAAUGUAAAAGGAAAUGGAGGAUGAAUUUGUUUGUGGCUUUUCCAGAUAAACCAGGAUGAGAAGGAAGAAAACAAGGUUGACAGCCUCCUGGUUCAUUGAAAUGACGUGGAAACAACGUUGAUACAACCAGUUUGUGCCCAGUGGGUAUCACAUAUAGUAAACCCCAGACUGACUGGACGGCUCUCAAGUUGAGAAGGUGGUUGACCAUGGAGAUGUCUGAGGACAUUGUUUAUGCCAAUGAAGACGUUAGAGGAAAACAAAGUGUUUCAGGGGACCAUUUUUAUAAUAGAGGAGACAACAUCUAUGAAGACAUUUAUGAAACUCCAGACACCAUCAAGUUUAAUGACUUCAGAAACAAGACUGAGGAUGUUACCCCAAGGAGCAGACCAGGAGCUAAACUCUCAGAGUCUGAGCAACCAAAGAAGAGACCUUUAAGAGCUGCAGCAGUGUGUCUGGGGCUGUUGAGCGUUCUCCUACUGGCUGGGAUCAUAGGACUGUACCUCUACUAUGACAGAGUAUAUAACAACUUGACUGAAGACAGGGACCAGCUACAGACCAGUUACAACAAUCUGAUUGCAGAGAGAGACCAGUUACAGACUAGCUACAACAAUCUGAUUGCAGAGAGAGACCAGUUACAGACCAGUUACAACAAUCUGACUGAGGAGAGGGACCAGUUACAGACCAGUUACAACAAUCUGACUGAGGAGAGAGACCAGUUACCGAGGGAGAGAGACAUGUUGGUUUGGAGAGCUGAGGGAAACGGUUGUCCUGGUGGGUGGAGGAAGUUUGACAGCAGCUGUUACUUCCUCUCCAUCGUGUCUAAAACCUGGAAGGAGAGCAGACGGGACUGUCUGAAUAGAGGAGGAGACCUGGUCAUCAUCCAAAGCAGAGAGGAACAGGACUACAUAAAAACGUUUAUGGUGAUGUCCUGGAUUGGUCUGACUGAUGAAGAUAGAGAGGGUCUCUGGACGUGGGUGGACAACACACAGCUAACUACAGCAGAGUACUGGCAUCCCGGUGAACCGAAUGGUGGAAGAGAGGAGAACUGUGGAAUGAUUUGGAUGAAUUAUGAUGCCUGGAAUGACGCCUCGUGCUCUGCAGCGCUCCCCUGGAUAUGUGAGAAAUAUGCAUAUCGUUAGGUUCUAAAAGGACCUAGUAGAACUCACGACGAUUAGUCAAACUUUAACCACGUUUAUUCACCCAUUGGGUCAUACAAUUGCAUAAGACAAAGACAUGGUUCCAUCAAUGGUAGUAUAUAUACACCCCAAUUUGGCUGACGUCCUCCUCUCUAAACGUAACUUCCUGCCUAGCAAAAAAUAUGUAAAGUGAUACGGGCAAUAAACUAUUACUUCUCCUUUAACAUGACCUGACCUUCACUAAUCCACAGCUCGCCACCAUUAUCAGUCACUGCAGUCAUGUAAUAUCCUCUACUCAGGACCUCCCAAAUCCCCCUGGCUCCUAUCCAACCUUCAUUGACCCAAUGAUAUACAUUCCUCCUACAGAUACCCCUUAACUUCUGGUGUAGAAACCAGAUUAUGGCACUCCUCAUGCAUGCAUACACGGCCUACCUGAGUGAUCUAGUUGAACCGCUCUAGUCAGCAAAUUCACCAUGUUGUUUGGCCUGUAAUGUUGUUUGUCUGUAAAUGACAGUCGUCUCUAUGAGCUCAUUCACAACGAUCAUGUCACUCUCUGUAUCACACCUGCUGUCUCCCUUCCACCACGCCCUGCACAGUGAAGUCAUCAUUACUUAGCCUGAGCUGACCAAGGACUGUACACAGUGUGACACUUUAUUUAUACACUGCAAUUGAGAAAAGUUUGUCGACAUUGUUAGCCAUAGAGUAGUUUGUUGACAUUGUUAGCCAUAGAGUAGUUUGUCGACAUUGUUAGCCAUAGAGUAGUUUGUUGACAUUGUUAGCCAUAGAGUAGUUUGUUGACAUU
Oncorhynchus mykiss (rainbow trout) is the source of this 2489-nucleotide messenger RNA. NCBI's taxonomy places the organism in Eukaryota, Metazoa, Chordata, Actinopteri, Salmoniformes, Salmonidae. The record is from RefSeq and is a predicted model, not a curated record.